Messenger RNA from Drosophila eugracilis, 2182 nucleotides. RefSeq lists its product as uncharacterized. The transcript has 2 exons. Bases 110 to 2080 code for a protein of 656 amino acids. The record is from RefSeq and is a predicted model, not a curated record. Lineage: Eukaryota; Metazoa; Arthropoda; Insecta; Diptera; Drosophilidae.
UUGGAACCUCAGUUUGCUUUUGGUUUCAAGUAACCCUUUCCUUUCAUUGUUAGAAACAGUAUUGCUAUUAAAACUGUAACAUAACUGAAACCUUAAUCUCCUCGAAAAAAUGGUGAUAGAAGCAAAACAGACGCUGAAGAAUGUAAAAGCAAGCAAGGGUGGAAUUUUCCAGCAAGCACCGAAAUGGAAAAUAAGCCAUGGCCUCGGUCGAAAGAUGUCUCUCAUAGACCUAGGUCAGAAGCUAAAGUAUGAUAAAAAAUAUAAACCAGGAGAGGAGGAUCAAACACUAUGGUUGGAAACAAAGGGACAGAUCAUUGCAGUCCAAAAGAAGCACAUAAAGAAUUUUAGAAUGGACAUGGACAAUUUUUUUAAAACAAAUACCAGGAUUGUCCCUCUGAUUUCUUGGCAAAAGCCAAAAAAUAGUAAUGAUGCUUCAUUGGAAAUGACCAAAGAGUCAGAUAAUGAAAAUGUUUUGGAAAUGGAGAUAGUGGCCAAAGCACCUAAUGACUCAAAAGAUAAAAUAAUAAUCGGACAAACAGUUAAAGAUCAGAAGAAUCCUCCUGCCAAAAGGCGAGCUAUGUUAAAGGAUAUCCUCAGUCCAGACAUUGUUAAGCCCGUGCACAAACUUGCUUUGGAUACGAUCAAUAAAACUUCUAGGAAGUCUUUAUCGUCUAUGGGAAACAGAAUUCACAAGCCUAAGUAUGGAGAAAAUCGUUUUAAAUCAUUGCAUAACAGAAAAUCUAUCAGAGAGGAACAUGAUUGUGAUGAUCUCACUCUUUGUGAUUUUAAUAUCACGCCAAGAAACGAUCCGAAAUUUAAUGUCAAAGAAGAUAAUUUGACUUAUAGUGCCAAUGAAAAUAACUUGAGUUGUAAUUCAGAAAAUCUUGGAGUGAUUGAGGAAAUUUAUGAUAAUACUUUAAAUGAUAUAGAGCCAGAUCACCCAGAUAACAGCUUAGAUCAAUUUCUUGCAAACUUUAGCUUUCCUUUAGAUGAUGAAAAGCCCAUAGAUCUAAAUAUAUUAGAUGAACAGGAGGCAAUGCAAUUGGAAGUCGAAGAGCUGUGCAGCAAUGAAAUUGAAUGUCUUUUAAUAGAAGAUCAGCAUAGAAGAAUAACCGUUUUCCCAAAUCAAGAAAAAUAUUCAUAUAUUGAAGGACAACUAUCAAAAACUGAACAACUUGUGAAUCCUGAUGCGAUGGAGGAAAUUGAUUAUAAAACUUUAGAAGAUUUAGAGCCAGAAAAGCCAGAUAACAGCUUAGAUCAAUGGUUUUCAAACCCAAACUUUAAUUUAGAUGAUGAAGAGCCCAAAGAUCUAAGUAGAAUAUAUAACGGAGACGCAAUGCCAUUGGAAGAUGAAAAGCCUAUAGCCUGUGAGCCUAAAAGCAUUAUCGGUUCUCAAAAUCAAGAAAAAAAUAUGUAUAUUCAGAAAAAGAAAUGUAAAAUUGAACAACUUGUGAGUCCUGAUAGGAUUGAGGAAAUUGAUGACAAAACUUUAAAAGAAAAGCCAGAUAACAGCUUAGAACAAUCGUUUUCAACCAUAAGCAUUACUUUAGAUUGUGAAGAGCCCAAAGAUCUAAGUAGAAUAGAUGGAGAGGCGGCAAUGCCUCUUGAAGAGGAAGAGCUGAGCAGCAAGGAAAUUGAAUGUUUUUCAGAAACGCAUGAGCGUAAAAGCUCUAUCGGUCCCCCAAAUCAAGAAAAAUAUCCAUAUAUUCAGGCUAAGCCCCUGGAAAAAAUAGCUAUUGUGGAUCCAUGUCUUCAUAAUUCGGAUCGUUUUACACGUUUGAGUCCUAGAGAAUAUAAUGACAAUGAUGAUUUAUAUUCAGAAGUUCAGCCGAUGGAGAAACGCAAUAAGAAACGUGUAAGUUUCGAAGAAGAUAAAAGUCUGGUUGAAGAAAUUGAAUCUAAUGAUUCUACCCAACAAAUUAGGAACCGAGAUUAUUGGCUUAUAUCCAUUAAUCCUCUUUAUUUUUUGUUGCCAAAUGUAUUUUACUUUUUGAUUUAUAGCUACUACUAUAAUUAUUAUAUCCAACCAAAGCCAAAAACGUUUUGGGAAAACGUCUGGCUAACUCUUACAUUCCAAUAACUAAAUUAGCGACUUCAAUAUAUUAUAUUUUAUAUUCCGUUUAUAGACUUGCCAUAUUUUAUACAAGAUUUAUCUUUUAAAUUAAAAAAGUUUAGCGUUUCA